This is a messenger RNA of Scleropages formosus (Asian bonytongue), 2679 nucleotides long. Its product is annotated as heparan sulfate glucosamine 3-O-sulfotransferase 5. The transcript has 3 exons. The record is from RefSeq and is a predicted model, not a curated record. Gene Ontology annotation, molecular function: [heparan sulfate]-glucosamine 3-sulfotransferase activity. The coding region runs from base 207 to 1244 and encodes 345 amino acids. Lineage: Eukaryota; Metazoa; Chordata; Actinopteri; Osteoglossiformes; Osteoglossidae.
GCGCGCUCACGGAGAAAAGCACCUGGUGACAGCUCGCGGUUCGCUAUGGAGGGAACGGUUCGGACCCGCGCUGCAUCUCGCAUCUUAUUACGCAUUUCGCCCUGAAACAGAGUUCGGAGGAGGCAGGACAGAGGACAGAGGACAGCUGUGUCCCGCUGCGAUGCCGAACAGGCCGAGGACACAGUCCUGAAGAUUGAUGGAGGGCCAUGCUGUUCAAACAGCCGGCGUUGCUGAGACAGAAGCUCUUCGUGCUGGGCAGCCUCGCUCUCGGGAGCCUCCUCUACCUCGUGGCGAGAGUCGGGAGCCUGGAGAGGCUGCAGCCCAUCUGCCCCGUGGACAGCAGAGCGGCCCCCCACACCCAUGAGCAGAUCCCCCUGCGGACGCUGCAGUACAAGCGUGGUCUGCUCCACGAGCUGCGCAGGGGCAAUGCCACCAAGGAGCAGAACCUGCUUCACCACCUGGUCCAGCAGCUUCCUCGAGCCAUCAUCAUCGGGGUCCGCAAAGGAGGCACCCGGGCCCUGCUGGAGAUGCUCAACUUGCACCCGGCUGUGGUCAAGGCCUCCCAGGAGAUCCACUUCUUUGACAACGACAAGAACUAUGCCCGAGGUAUCGACUGGUACCGUGAGAAGAUGCCCUACUCCCUCCCCCACCAGAUCACCAUCGAGAAGAGCCCAGCCUACUUCAUCACGGAGGAGGUCCCCGAGCGUAUCUUCAAGAUGAACUCCUCCAUCAAGCUCCUCGUCAUCGUGCGGGAGCCCACCACACGCGCCAUCUCCGACUACACCCAGGUGCUGGAGGGUAAGGAGCGCAAGAACAAGACCUACCACAAGUUUGAGAAGCUGGCCAUCGACGCUGGCACCUGCGAGGUGAACACCAAGUAUAAAGCGGUACGGACCAGCAUAUACACCAAACACCUGGAGCGCUGGCUCAAGUACUUUCCUGUGGAGCAGUUCCACAUUGUGGAUGGGGACCGGCUCAUCACAAACCCCUUGCCAGAACUCCAGCUGGUGGAGAAGUUCCUCAACCUCCCCUCGCGGAUCAGUCAGUACAACCUGUACUUCAACGCCACCAGGGGCUUCUACUGCCUGCGCUUUAACAUUGUCUUCAACAAGUGCCUUGCGGGAAGCAAAGGUCGCACCCACCCAGAGGUGGACCCCUCAGUGGUGGCCAAGCUGCGGAAAUUCUUCCACCCCUUCAAUCAGAAGUUUUACCAGAUCACCGGGAGGACAUUUAAUUGGCCCUGAGGAAACCAGAAAUUUACAAACUUCUUUGUGGGAGUUGGUACUCUGGCAUUUUCAGAAAUGUUCUUUUCGAAACAAUAAUAAAGCACUUUGCUUGAAACUAAGACUGAAAAGCAUCAUGAGGUGACCAAAUAUGGGAUGGGAUCAGUGUUACGUUGUCGAUAAAUACGUGAAAGUUUGCGAGAACUAACCAUGCUUACAUGCUUGUGUAAGUAACCACGCUUACAUAUGCUUCUCGUUUACAUCCACGAGUAGAAACUCAGACCUGGCAUCCUCUGAUUUAAGCAGCAUUCAUCUGUAGCCAGUGCCCGUGAUAGAUUACUUUAGUGCACGCUGGAAACACUGAGAGAGGCCAUACCGUUUUUGAAACGUGAUACGCAGCUGCACAAUUAAGGCCAUUAGAGAAAACAGUAUCACAUCCCAUCAGGUGACGGGAACUCACAAGAAGCCGGUCAGAUUAUAUUAUUUUGCACUUUUUUGCGUUCUCUUCGGAUGGAGUCAUACAAAAUUCAUACAAGUGGGCCCAUUCAUUGUCAUGUUUUGUGUUUGUGUUUUCGUCUGUGUGUGCGUCAGUGUGCAUGUGUGUGCCUUGAAGGAUAAAGAUUAUAUUUGAGUCCACUAUUUCAUUUAAUAAAUCGAAAAUUUAUUUGUUCUAGAAAAAAAAUUGAUUGCAUUUGCUUUGUUACAAAGCGCUGGAGAGAAUACAUUUUCCUGACGGAAUUAAAAGAAAAGUCAUUAAAAAAGCAUAAUAUUAUUUCAUCACACCAGGGAAAGGGAUCAAGGUAAAGUCAAGGAAAAUCACAGUACAAAAAAUGUGUAGCAAAGUAAAGAUUAUGCAACAAGCAUUUAUUUCAGCGUUAUUUUACGGACAAUCCACACGAACCACAUAUUUUUUGCUUUUCUCCUUGCUUACUGGUCUCAUGCUCAUUUACAGAACAUGUUUAUUCUUCUGUUUUGCUGUAUUUUGUGUUGUUUUUCAUUAUCUCCCUACAAGGCAAAAAUAUUCAAACUAAAUUCUGGAGUGUAAAAUACUAAAACACUGGUGCUGGGCUGUACUAAAAUUUCUUGGAACAAAACUAAAAAAAUUCAAUAUUCAGUACUAAUUCAGUGUGACAAAACGGAAAGGAUUUUAUUUAUAACUAAUUUUAUGUUUUUUUUUUUUCCCCAUGGAAUGUGAGAAAGAAGAACAAAUACUAUACUUUUUAUUUUAUAUAUUUCUUUUAUUUUUACACAAAUCAAGACUUUUAAAACCAGAGAAGAAUAUGUGCAGACAGUCUUGUUUUUUGUAUAAUGAUAGUUCUACGAAAAAGGCUUUAAUUCAAACAGGAUGAAGACAAACAUUUCAACACUGGUCUGAGCUUAAAGAGUCUGUGUUUCUUAAUAUUCCUGCAAAUUCUGUGCAUUAAAAAAAUAAACAAGAUCAGCUUGUCUCUCUUAA